This is a messenger RNA of Coregonus clupeaformis (lake whitefish), 2361 nucleotides long. RefSeq names its product radical S-adenosyl methionine domain containing 1 (gene rsad1). Gene Ontology annotation, biological process: porphyrin-containing compound biosynthetic process. Lineage: Eukaryota; Metazoa; Chordata; Actinopteri; Salmoniformes; Salmonidae. The transcript is spliced from 10 exons. The coding region runs from base 283 to 1716 and encodes 477 amino acids. The record is from RefSeq and is a predicted model, not a curated record. Gene Ontology annotation, molecular function: 4 iron, 4 sulfur cluster binding; coproporphyrinogen oxidase activity. Gene Ontology annotation, cellular component: cytoplasm.
GUGUGUUGCGGUAGUAAGUUGAUCGCAUGCUAUUGCUUCUGCUACUACACGGUCUAUGGACAGUAACGUUUUAGCUACAUUGUGUCAUGUCAUGAUUAUGCCCGCGGUAAAACACGGAUAGAUAAAUCGAUAUGGUGUUACCAAAAUAACCGGUUAGUUUGACUUGCAUGUGGUAGGUGUUACAGUUCAAGGGCAACCAAUUUACGCUGUACUACUGUAUUACGCUGUAGUGCAACAACUUGAAAUGAUUGUCUGACAUUCGCUCACAUAUUGAGUGAAAGGAUGCUGAAAGCAUUUCUAACAGCAGCCCGCGGGCCUACGGUCUGCUUGGGUCGGUGUUUCAGUAGUGAAGUGAGUGGUGCAGUUUCCAAGUUAGCCGGGUUCUCCUCUCCACCAUUCUCAACGGAGGCUUCACUCUAUGUGCACUGGCCCUACUGUCUGAAGAGAUGCUCCUACUGUAACUUCAACAAGUACAUCCCUCGCUCUGACAACCAGGACGUCAUGUUGGAGUGUCUCCAGCGGGAGACCGAGACCUUACUAAAGCUCAGCCAGGUGUCCCGUAUCACCUCCGUGUUUUUUGGAGGCGGGACUCCCAGCCUGGCCCACCCCGCCGCCAUUGCUGCGGUCCUGGAGACGGUUGCCAGGCACGCUGGCCUAUCAGAGGAGGCGGAGGUCACUCUGGAGGUCAACCCCACCCCCAUAGGAAGCUCUAAGUUGGAGAACUUCCUCCAUGCUGGCGUCAACCGUUUUUCCAUCGGAGUGCAGUCUCUCCGGGACGACGACCUGAAGGUUCUGGGGAGAGACCAUAACACUCAGCAUGCUUUACAGACCAUAGCGGAGGCUCGGAGGCUCUGCCCGGGCAGGGUGUCGGUCGACGUCAUGUUCGGACGUCCUGGUCAGAGCGUUGCAUCCUGGGAGUUGGAAUUGGAUGAGCUGCUGUCGGUGUGUGAUGACCACGUCUCCCUGUACCAGCUGACCCUGGAGAGAGGCACACAGCUCUUCAGCCAGGUUCAGAAAGGCCAACUGAGCGUGCCCAGUGAUGACAUCACAGCUGUCAUGUAUGAAUCUGCCAGGAGGAUUCUUCAGAAUAGAGGCUAUCUGCAGUAUGAGGUGUCCAACUUUGCAAGAAAUGGUGCCAUCAGCAAACACAAUAUGAGCUACUGGAAGGCCAGUCAGUACCUUGGAGUGGGCCCUGGAGCCCAUGGUCGCUUCGUCCCCCAUGGAGAGGGGGGUGUAUGUCGAGAGGCCCGUACCCAGACUCUGGAGCCUGAUGUCUGGGUGAGAGAGGUGCAGCAGAGGGGUCACGGGACUCGACGCAGGAUACCCCUCACCCACCUGGGACUAUUGGAGGAAGUGUUGGUCAUGGGACUGCGUUUGAUUGACGGCAUCACUCACCAGCAUUGGCAGUUGUUCAGUCCCAGGGCAGAUCUACACCAGAUUCUCAGCUCAUCCUCUGAAGUACAAGACCUUCAACAGACAGGCCUUCUAAUCCUGGAUGACAGGGGUCUGCGGUGCUCGUGGCAGGGUCUGGCCUUAAUGGACAGCAUGUUACCCACCCUGCUACUGGAGCUGGAGGCCCACAUCACCCAGGGGCUCCAGCAGCAGGCCAGGGUGUCUGGAGGCCCACAUCACCCAGGGGCUCCAGCAGCAGGCCAGGGUGUCUGGAGACCCACAUCACCCAGGGGCUCCAGCAGCAGGCCAGGGUGUCCAGCGUAGGAGACCAGAGAGAUGGAGGACGGAGAGUCUCCAAGCCUGGCUGACAGAGAGGGGGGAGAGAGAGAGAUCCUGGAGAGUUACCUGGAAGCCACUAUGAGACUGGAGCGUAUUGUUGAAGCCUGGAGACAGCACCACAACACUGUAGACUGGAGCGUAUUGUUGAAGCCUGGAGACAGCACCACAACACUGUAGACUGGAGUGUAUUGUUGAAGCCUGGAGACAGCACCACAACACUGUAGACUGGAGUGUAUUGUUGAAGCCUGGAGACAGCACCACAACACUGUAGACUGGAGCGUAUUGUUGAAGCCUGGAGACAGCACCACAACACUGUAGACUGGAGCGUAUUGUUGAAGCCUGGAGACAGCACCACAACACUGUAGACUGGAGCGUAUUGUUGAAGCCUGAAGACAGCACCACAACACUGUAGACUGGAGCGUAUUGUUGAAGCCUGAAGACAGCACCACAACACUGUAGACUGGAGCGUAUUGUUGAAGCCUGAAGACAGUACCACAACAUAGGGAAAAGGAUGCCAUUUGGAAUGCACACAAUAUCAGCUGUGUCUAUGUAGUGUGGGUUGCCGUCUCUCCAUGUCUCCGUCUCUCCAUGUCUCCGUCUCUGUCUCUCCAUAUCUCCGUCUCUCCAUGU